AUGAGAUCAAUAAAAAACAAUCCAUCUCAAAAAAUGUGGAAUCCCAAUAUGAGAAAAUAAGAAGAGAUAUCAAGGUCUAAAAGUGAUUAUUCUUUUUAGGAAAGCUUUAUUUUUUAUGAUUUGUUUAAUUACAACUCUAGCUUGCAAUAAUGGUAACUAUUGAUUACAAGGAAAAAUUUAUCCUGCAAGGUGAUAAAUUAUUUUGUUUUCAAUAAUUGUCCAGGGAAACCAUAUAAGGAGUUGAUAAUUCUUUAGAAUAAGAGAUUAAUAAAACUAAACCUUACUAAUAUUGAACUUCUAAAUUUUAGCCAAACGUUUCAAAAGGUUAAUCGUACGACAAACAAUCCUCGUUCUAUUUACAACAAGAAAAAUUGUGGAUUAGUCAAAGGAAUUAAAUAGAGGUCCUAAUAUUCAAAAAAAUUGAAAGGGUAAUUUCAAAUAAUUCUACAGGUAUUAUUUAUCCUCUAAUGAUAGCAUAAUUAAGUUGAGAGAAUAAAGAAUUGUGGGCCUGUAUAAUUUUUAAUUUUAUUAUUUAGAAGUCAAUAUUAAAUGCACAUCUUCUUCCGAGGGUCUAGCCUCGACCGGGUCUCUACAAAGGUGCCCUUGAUGCGAAAGUUUAAACUUCACCUUCUUCUUUUUAUUAUGAUGUCCUUGAGCAUCAUUGUCAACAAUCGUUCCUAAUUAUCGUAGAACGCUUGCGAUAGGUAAAUUUGUAGUAUUCAUAAAAAGGAGAUUAUUUUGAUUGAUAUGGAUUCAGAUUCAUAGAAUAAGAAAAUAGAAGAUAGAUUUGCAUGUGUUGAUUGUAUUUGUGAGAAUCCAUAAAUAAAAUAUUAAAGUAUCGAAAAUGUGGAUAAGUAAUGGAAGGAAUUUAAUACAGAAAGUGAAAGGGUAUUAAAAGAAUACAAAAAUGAAAGCAAAGAGAAAAAGACUGAAUUAUUAAAUUAAAUAGCACAUAUGAGAAAGAAUUAUAAUAAAAAACUGAAUGAAAUAAGUGAUAAAUUGAUCGCAGAAUAGUUCUUAAACAGAGAUAAGACUUAAUAAUCAAAUCAAACAAAAAAGAUUUCAAUUUAAACAUUAGGUGAAGAAUAAUUACUGAAGGAUUUAAAAUAAUUAAUUGAAAAGGAAAAGGAUAAAGAAAAAGUCUCAUAAAGUCAAAUAAUUAUAAAUUUAAAAAAUAAGGAUUAGAUAUUCAAAAAGGACAUUCAAUAUCAUUUAGAAUCAUUACAACAAUAUGAUUAAUAGGAUAUUUAAUAAUCAUUGGAUAUACUAAAGGAUAUUUCAAGUAUUAAAUUUCUAUUUUUUUAGUUGAAAAGAAUUUAAUCAUUUAACUAAUUGAUAUGAUCUAAGAAAUGUAAAAAUGUGCAUAAAAGGAUGAAAACUAUUAAAACCAAAUGAAUUUUAUCAAAGAAAUUUAAGAAUUGAUUGAUUAAGCUAAAAAAUAUCAAUGUUAAUUAAAUCUAUUUGAUUAAACUAUUAUGGUUUAUUAAUAAAAAUGCAAACAAACAUUGCUUUUGAAUGAAUUAAAAAUAAAAAGAAUUAGGACAAUAUAAUGA
Molecule: messenger RNA, 1553 nt
Organism: Paramecium primaurelia
Lineage: Eukaryota; Ciliophora; Oligohymenophorea; Peniculida; Parameciidae
Source: the annotation of a GenBank genome assembly